AGCCCCACGUGGAGGGAGCUGGGGCGGGGGUCCUCUCGCCCCUGCGGGGUCUCGCCCCUGCUCCCUGGAGAGGGAGCCGGCAUCGUCACCCCCCUCGCGCAGGCGGGGAAACUGAGGCACAGAGCGAGUCAGGGGCCGGGCCAGGGCUGGAGCCCGAGCGCCCGGCCAGCUCUGCCCGGUCCCAUCGGGGCUCGGCCCUCAGCCGUGCUGCCCUUUCCCGCAUGGCGCUGUGGCUGGGCACCUCAGGGACAGGCACGGGACCGGUUCGUGGGGAAGCAGUUCCCCUCCGCCGCAGCAGUGCUGCGGCCUAGUAGUGCAGAGCCCGUGUCUCUCCCCUCCCGGGGGGUCUUUGUGCCUGGAGGUGGGAGAGGCCCUUUCUCUUAGCGGUCAGAUGGUGGCAGGAACAGCUUCCAUGACAUCAGGAGCUUGUGAGCGGCUACAGGACAAAAAUGUUUCACUUAAGGACUUGUGCUGCUAAAUUGAGGCCGUUGACGGCCUCACAGACUGUUAAGACAAUUUCUCAACACAAGCCGGCAGCACCACGGACGUUUCAACAAAUCAGGUGCUACAGUGCACCUGUUGCUGCUGAGCCAUUUUUGAGUGGGACUAGUUCGAACUAUGUGGAGGAAAUGUACUAUGCUUGGCUGGAAAAUCCCAAAAGUGUACAUAAGUCAUGGGACAUAUUCUUUCGCAAUGCCAAUGCUGGAGCUGCUCCAGGUACUGCUUACCAAAGCCCCCCUCCACUGAGCACCAGCCUGUCUGCACUGACGCAAGCACAGUCCCUGGUUCAAGCACAGCCAAAUGUAGAUAAACUAGUGGACGACCAUCUUGCAGUGCAAUCUCUUAUCAGGGCAUAUCAGGUCAGGGGUCACCACAUUGCAAAGCUUGAUCCUCUCGGCAUUAGUUGUGUAAAUUUUGAUGAUGCACCAGUAACUGUUUCUCCAAACGUCGGGUUUUAUGGACUGGAUGAAUCGGAUCUUGACAAGGUCUUCCACUUGCCCACGACCACUUUCAUUGGAGGCAAUGAGUCGGCUCUUCCACUCCGCGAGAUCAUCCGCCGACUGGAGAUGGCUUACUGCCAGCACGUUGGCGUGGAGUUCAUGUUUAUCAAUGACCUGGAGCAAUGUCAGUGGAUACGGCGGAAAUUUGAGACUCCAGGUAUCAUGCAGUUCACCACUGAUGAGAAACGCACCCUACUGGCAAGGCUGGUGCGCUCAACAAGGUUUGAGGAGUUCCUCCAUCGGAAAUGGUCUUCGGAGAAGCGUUUUGGCUUGGAAGGUUGCGAGGUGCUUAUCCCAGCCUUAAAGACUAUCAUUGACAAGUCAAGUGAGAAUGGAGUGGAUUAUGUUAUCAUGGGGAUGCCACACAGAGGGCGUCUGAAUGUUCUCGCCAACGUGAUCAGGAAGGAGUUGGAGCAGAUCUUCUGUCAGUUUGAUUCCAAGCUGGAGGCUGCUGAUGAGGGCUCGGGAGACGUGAAGUACCACUUGGGAAUGUACCACCGGAGGAUUAACCGCGUCACUGAGAGGAACAUCACCCUCUCCUUGGUGGCAAACCCAUCUCACUUGGAGGCUGCAGAUCCAGUGGUUAUGGGCAAGACGAAGGCAGAGCAGUUUUAUUGUGGGGACACUAAAGGAAAGAAGGUGAUGUCCAUUCUCUUGCACGGAGAUGCAGCUUUUGCCGGGCAGGGUAUAGUGUAUGAGACGUUCCAUUUGAGCGACUUGCCAUCCUACACUACGCAUGGGACAGUUCACGUGGUUGUGAACAACCAGAUUGGAUUCACUACAGACCCUCGUAUGGCCCGUUCCUCUCCGUACCCAACCGACGUUGCCCGGGUGGUGAAUGCACCUAUUUUCCAUGUCAAUGCGGAUGACCCAGAGGCAGUGGUGUAUGUGUGCAAUGUAGCAGCAGAAUGGAGAAGCACUUUCCACAAGGAUGUGGUGGUUGACUUGGUGUGUUACAGGCGGAAUGGUCAUAACGAGAUGGACGAACCCAUGUUCACCCAGCCGUUGAUGUACAAGCAGAUCCGGAAGCAGAAACCUGUGCUGCAAAAAUACGCCGAGAUGUUAAUUUCGGAGGGGGUGGUAAAUCAGCCGGAGUAUGAGGAGGAAAUUUCCAAGUAUGAUAGGAUCUGUGAAGAGGCCCAUGCCAGAUCCAAGGAUGAAAAAAUCCUGCACAUCAAGCACUGGCUGGAUUCCCCCUGGCCUGGUUUCUUCACUCUUGAGGGCCAGCCCCGGAGCAUGACCUGUCCCUCUACUGGUCUGAAUGAAGAAGACUUGGCCCAUAUAGGCAAGGUGGCCAGCUCAGUGCCUGUUGAGGAUUUCACAAUUCAUGGAGGUUUGAGCCGGAUUCUGAAAACCCGCUGGGAAUUGGUUAAGAACAGGACAGUAGACUGGGCAUUAGCAGAGUACAUGGCAUUUGGCUCCCUCCUCAAAGAGGGAAUCCACAUCCGACUGAGUGGCCAGGAUGUCGAGAGGGGGACAUUCAGCCAUCGUCACCAUGUCCUGCAUGACCAGAAUGUAGACAAGAGGACCUGCAUCCCCAUGAACCACCUCUGGCCAAACCAGGCUCCUUACACUGUCUGCAACAGCUCCCUGUCGGAGUAUGGAGUCCUAGGUUUCGAGCUGGGCUUUGCUAUGGCCAGUCCCAAUGCCUUAGUGCUGUGGGAGGCCCAGUUCGGUGACUUCCACAACACUGCUCAAUGCAUCAUUGACCAGUUCAUCUGCCCCGGCCAGGCCAAGUGGGUGAGACAGAAUGGCAUCGUGCUGCUGCUGCCCCAUGGCAUGGAGGGCAUGGGUCCCGAGCACUCGUCAGCCAGGCCAGAGCGAUUCCUGCAGAUGUGCAACGACGAUCCAGAUGUCUUCCCCAAACUCGAUGACUUUGACGUACGCCAGCUGUACGACUGUAACUGGAUCGUUGUGAACUGCUCCACUCCAGCAAACUUCUUCCACGUCCUGCGGAGGCAGAUACACCUCCCGUUCCGGAAACCGCUGAUCAUCUUCACUCCAAAGUCACUGCUGCGCCACCCUGAAGCCCGCUCCAGCUUUGAUGAUAUGUUGCCAGGCACUAAUUUCCUGCGCGUAAUUCCUGAGAGCGGCCCUGCAGCCCAGAACCCCGACAACGUCAAGAGGGUGCUCUUCUGCACUGGCAAAGUGUAUUAUGAGCUCACCCGGGAGCGCAAGGCCCGGGACAUGGAGCCAGACGUGGCCAUCACCAGGGUGGAGCAGCUGUCCCCGUUCCCCUUUGACCUCCUCCAGAGGGAAGCACUGAAGUACCCCAACGCCGAGCUGGCCUGGUGCCAGGAGGAGCACAAGAACCAGGGCUACUACGACUACGUGAAACCCCGGCUCCGCACGACUAUCGACCGUGCCAAACCCGUGUGGUACGCCGGCCGCGACCCAGCUGCUGCACCAGCCACUGGCAACAAGAAGACCCACCUGACUGAGCUCCAGCGCUUCCUGGACAUUGCCUUCAACCUGGAUGCCUACAAGGGCUUCUCCUAGAUCCCACGUGGCUGCUGCAGCACGCUCUGUCUGUCUCUUGCUCACCUCCUGUCUCCGUCCUUAACUACAGACCUUGUAAACUAAACACCCGUGCCUGGAGUCCUUGUUCAUCGCUCUGGAUUGUUGCCUUUCACUAAAAUCCCUCUGCAGGA
Molecule: messenger RNA, 3652 nt
Organism: Chelonia mydas (Green sea turtle)
Lineage: Eukaryota; Metazoa; Chordata; Testudines; Cheloniidae
Gene: OGDH
Product: oxoglutarate dehydrogenase
Exons: 23
Coding region: 450-3500 (1016 amino acids)
Biological process (GO): tricarboxylic acid cycle
Cellular component (GO): oxoglutarate dehydrogenase complex; mitochondrion
Molecular function (GO): oxoglutarate dehydrogenase (succinyl-transferring) activity; thiamine pyrophosphate binding
Source: RefSeq, a predicted model, not a curated record